AUGGGCCAAAAGUUUGCAGAAUUGGUCAAGAUGGGAGAUUUUAUAGAGGAAGGCAUCAAAUCAGGUAAAAUUCAGUCCAUGGCUGCAUUGCAAGCUGCAAGUAAGGCCAUACAAUCAGGAUCCAUUGGUGGCAUCAAGAAGAAAAGGGAGGAUGUUUCAGUCGUCAAUUACCAACAUGGAGGACAAUCCCACCAAUACCCAAACAAUCCCCAAAUUGUUGCACAUACUCCAUACACCUCGUAUCCAGUGUAUAAUACCCGACCACACUAUAAUCCACCUCGAGCACCAACAUACCAAAGUCCAACAAGACCACAUGUCCCACUCCAAGCACCAACCCACCAAAACAGACCAGCAUAUGUGCCAAGACCACGUCCAAAUCUCGAAGCCAGAAAUACUCGCACCUAUACACCCAUUGCUGAACCUUAUGCUCAAUUGUUUGAAAGGUUAAGGAUAGCAGGAGUACUACAGCCAGUUGAGGAAAAACUCCCCGACCCAAUCCCUUACAAUUUUGAUGGAAACAAGCGAUGCGCUUACCACUCGGGAAUCCAAGGGCAUGACACAGAAGAUUGUUAUGGCUUGAAAAACCAGGUUGAGACGUUGAUCAGAAGAGGAAUAAUAAAAUGCACUCCAACACCUCCGAAUGUGAACAACAACCCUUUGCCAAAUCAUGAGAAUCGAGAAGUCAAUAUGAUUUCUCUAGAAGAAGAGUACAACUUGGGAGAAACCAUCGCGCCUGUCUGGAACGCCGAAGAAGCUGCCACUGCAUCUCCAGUGCAACCUAUUAUCACUGUUCAGCUAAAGGAACCUCUUACUGUCCAAACAUAUCUCCCGAGAGUUGUAGUAACCACUACAGUUGCUAGAAAGGCUGAGUUUGACACCAAAGAAGUCCCAUGGGAUUAUAAAACAAAAGCCAAGGGCAAGAUGAUUGACACCGCUGUGGCUCAAGGGAUGACUAGAUCAGGAAGGUGCUAUACUCCCGAGAAUCUGGAUCAAGGAGUUAUUGGGAAGGAGCCGAAUCCCAAGAAGAAUGUUACGGAUGCUGAAGUCACAGAAUUUUGGAGAAAGAUGCAGCCGAAAGACUAUUCAGUCGAAGAGCAACUGAAGAAGACCUCGGCUCAUAUAUCCAUAAUGUCUUUGCUAAUGAGUUCUGAGGCUCAUAGGAAUGCUUUGAUGGAGGUGUUAAAUGGGGUUUGCAUUCCAAAAGAGACCGCAAGUGAAACCUUAGCUGCAACAAUUGGACAAGUAUUGGAAUCUAACAAAAUCUCUUUCCAUGAUAAUGAGCUACCAACGGAAGGGACUGGACACAACAAAGCACUUCAUAUCGCGGUCAAAUGUCGUGAUAAGAUUGUGACCCGAGUUCUGAUUGAUGGCGGUUCUGGAUGUAACAUCUGCCCUUUCACAACUAUGAGAGUUUUAGGCUUGAAUAUGGGAGAUAUAGAGGAAAGUCGUGUAAAGGUGAGAGCUUUUGAUGGAGCACAGAGAAGCGUCAUUGGAGAAAUCCAUCUCACAUUGCAAGUGGGACCAGCAGAAUUCCCUAUUUUAUUUCAAGUGAUGGAUGUGUCAUCGAACUACAACCUGCUGCUGGGAAGACCAUGGGUCCAUAUGGCAAAAGCAGUCCCUUCAACUCUUCAUCAAUGUGUAAAGUUUGAGUGGGGUCACACAGAAGUUACUGUUCAUGGGGAGCUCAAUCACCCCAUUUAUUCUGUCAAUUCUGUUCCAGUAACUGAGGAAUUAGAUGGAGCCACUUUUCACACUUUAGAAAUCAUGCAAGCUGUGAGGAUUGACGAGAAGUUAGAGUCGGUUGGUGUGAAAUUGUCAGGGGCAGCGAAGAUGGUCGCAGCAGAGAUGUUGAAAUACGGGUAUCAGCCUAAGACAGGACUUGGACCCAGGGCCAAUGGCAUAGUUGAACCCAUCCAGUUGAAGCAUCAGAAAGGUACCACUGGACUUGGAUAUGGAUCUACAUCGGGACGAGUCCACAACAGGGGAUCCAUCAAGACAACGUUCGUACCAGAGCAAGUUCCGAUUCUAGAUCACGCAUCUGACGAUGAUAUAGUGGAAGGAAUAGGAAAUUUGUUCGUGGCCAUGAUUGGAGAAGAGGAAGAGAUAGAUCUCCGCAAAUUGAGCAUCCGUGAUUCCAAGCCUGGAGAAAGCUUGCAGAAUUGGACCGUCAGUCCUUCCCUGUUUCGACAAAAGUCCUGGUAG
This is a messenger RNA of Solanum dulcamara, 2202 nucleotides long. RefSeq lists its product as uncharacterized. Lineage: Eukaryota; Viridiplantae; Streptophyta; Magnoliopsida; Solanales; Solanaceae. The record is from RefSeq and is a predicted model, not a curated record. The transcript has a single exon. The coding region runs from base 1 to 2202 and encodes 733 amino acids. Gene Ontology annotation, molecular function: nucleic acid binding.